This is a messenger RNA of Copidosoma floridanum, 1226 nucleotides long. RefSeq lists its product as uncharacterized. The record is from RefSeq and is a predicted model, not a curated record. NCBI's taxonomy places the organism in Eukaryota, Metazoa, Arthropoda, Insecta, Hymenoptera, Encyrtidae.
UUUUUUAGAGAGGCAGAAGUCUGCGGGUCCGGUGGUUCGGGGCCGGGGCCCGGGGCUGGAAGCUCCCGGCCAUGGAGUCUUCCCGGCUACCCGUAAGGAGCCCCGCGCCCAGGCUAGUCUUUCUCUUUGCCACCCUCAGUCUCACCUGCGCCGCGACGGGUCUACUGUGCGCGGCGAUCAUGUCGGACCACUGGGAGGAGCUCUACUGGGACAAGGAGGCCCUGAAACGUAGCAACAUCAGUCCGAUGUGGUACCUGGACGGCAAGGUCGGGCACCUCGAGGCGGGCUCGAGGCGUGACUCGCCGCUGAUCAACGACCGGCACAAGGCAAUCGCGUCGCCCGACAAGUCCAAAACACGCAACAGCUUCCUCGUGCCCAUGCACGGUGGCAUUUGGACCAUGUGCGCGUCGCUUACGGACGAGGAGAUCAAACUGCUGGCACAGGUGGGCUUUCCGCAGGAGCGCUGUAUCAACUAUCUGUCGCCCGACGAAGCGCACGAGGGGAUGCGCGCUGCUUGGCAGAAUCGUAUGCAAAACCUUAGCAUCUCGUGUUCGCUCGUGUGUCUGAUAAUCCUCGGUAGCGCCGUGAUCGUCGGCUUAUUCGGGCUCUGCAGGCAUCAAAUUUCAGCUGUCCUGGUCACCGGUGUUAUGUACCUUCUGGCUGCGGUGUUCGCCCUGUUCACCCUGACGAUAAUCCAAUGCAAGCGGUCGCAGGAGCGGGCGAGCUCGCACACGCUGCCGGAGGGCGGUCCCGAGGACGGGGUGUUCGGCAGCCCUGUCGAGCGCUCGGCGCUAAAGUGCCGGCGCUUCGUUGCCUCGUGGAGCAUGGACCUCGGCUGGGCGGGUGUCACUCUCUCGGCCCUCGCCAGCGUCGCCUGGAUCCUACUCAGCAAGAUCAUGCGCUUCAGUCCCAUCUCGGCGAUGAUCGCGUAGCAGCGCGAGGCCUUCGAGGUUUGAGCUGAUGCUCGCCAAUGAGCGGUGGCUGAUUUUCUAUUUUUCCUUUUUCCUCGAUAACACGUGAAUUUAUCUUGAAUAAGCUCGAGACUGAUGCUUUUGUUUGAGAUAAUAAUGGGGGGAAUUUUUUUUAUUUCGGUUAAACAAAAAAGCAGCCCCGCGAACCUCGAAGGUAGAUGUAACAGUAAUGUCAAAUAAAAAGAUCAAACAAUUUUAACGGUGCAGUAUAAUUAAGUAUACAGCUACAGCUUUACGUGUUUAGUAUUUGCUGCG